Salvia miltiorrhiza (redroot sage) is the source of this 1230-nucleotide messenger RNA. RefSeq names its product probable CCR4-associated factor 1 homolog 11. Gene Ontology annotation, cellular component: CCR4-NOT complex; P-body; CCR4-NOT core complex. The transcript has a single exon. The coding region runs from base 182 to 1102 and encodes 306 amino acids. Lineage: Eukaryota; Viridiplantae; Streptophyta; Magnoliopsida; Lamiales; Lamiaceae. Gene Ontology annotation, molecular function: poly(A)-specific ribonuclease activity; nucleic acid binding. The record is from RefSeq and is a predicted model, not a curated record.
AGCUUUUAAGAAGUUGAUAAUUAAUAAAUGAAUUAUGAAUUGGUGACAAAGGUUUAGAAUAGAGUGAAUUUAGGGUUUAAGCAUGGUAUGUAUAUUCCAUGUAGCCCUAUUCCCUUUUCCCUGAAAUUUAACCAAACCAGCAUCGCUGCCAUCAAUUUCAUUCCGAGCUCGCCCCUCCUCCAUGGGCUGCGUUUGCCUAACCGACGACCCGCCGCCUCUGUUUCUCUAUCCGCCGCCGCUCAACCCCCCUCCCCGCCCGCCGUGGCCGCCGGAACUCGAGUUCGAUAACUCCGAAAAGAUCAUCUAUAUCCGCUCAGUCUGGUCGGGCAAUCUCGACUACGAAUUCUACCUCAUUCGCCAGCUCAUCGAUCUCUAUCCCUUCGUCUCCAUGGACACCGAGUUCCCCGGCGUCGUCAUCCGCCGCCACAGCUCCUACUCCGACCCGCUCGAGCGGUACCACACCCUCAAAUCCAACGUCGACGCGCUCAAGCUUAUUCAAGUGGGGAUCACGCUCUCGAACGCGCUCGGGCACCUCCCCAACCUCGGCCACUCCGACCGCUGCUUCAUCUGGGAGUUCAAUUUCCGCGAUUUCGACAUCUCGCGCGACGACCACGCGCCCAACUCGAUCGACCUCCUCCGGCACCAGGGCAUCGACUUCGAUUCCACUCGCAAGCACGGCGUCUCCACCUCGCGCUUCGCGGAGCUCAUGAUGUCGUCUGGCCUGCUCUGCAAUGACAAUGUCACAUACAUCACCUUCCACAGCGGGUAUGAUUUCGGUUAUCUCAUUAAGGCCAUCACCGGGCAGGUCCUCCCGGGAACGCUUACUGAGUUUCUCAAUUUGCUUAGGGUUAUUUUUGGGAAUCAUGUUUAUGAUAUCAAGCAUUUGAUGAGGUUCUGUGAGGGGCUUCAUGGUGGGUUAGAUAGGGUGGCGCGGUCUCUUGGCGUGGACCGUGCAGUAGGAAAGUGUCACCAAGCGGGCUCUGAUAGCAUGCUGACCUGGCACGCUUUCGAGAGGAUAAGAGAAUUCUACUUUGACAAUGGUGAGGAAUGCCUAGCAGAAAAGUAUGCUGGGGUUCUUUACGGUUUAGAGGUCUUUUGUUGAUUAGCUUCUCUGCUGAAGAAGGUGCACUGAAGCUGUUCCAUAAAGUCGUUUCUUCUAGCGUUGUUCUUGGUUGAUAUGUAAAUGAUGGAUAAUAGUAAAGCUAGCCAAUUUUCAGAAUAAUUAUUUUU